UUUUGCUAUUGCACAAUGACGGAAGAAAAAUCGAAAGUUGAGAGAGGAACAAUCACCACAAAAAGACAACAGCACGACACAGACAUACUGAGAGACGUGUCCCAUGAAAUAGCAGAACUUCAUGUCUUCAUGUUGCGUUGGACUUGUGGCCCAAAAUUCUGCCUUUAGGAUGUUCUUUCUUGCCGGGGCUGCUUUGCUCCUCCAUGUGUGCGUCGACACAGCAAUCGCAUCACAGAGCAACAACUUCUGCAAGGGGCCCUUCUGCAUCAACCUCGACAAAACCGAGAUUGUAUCCGAAGCGGGACUCUGCACCGUCAUCCCGUGCUCCUUCUCCGCCAUUGACUUCACGCCUCAGAGCAUGGUGUGGUUCAAGUGCUCCCAAAGCAAAAGCAGAUGCGGCGACUCGGAGAUCGGUUUCCGGAACCGAGUUCGGAUGCUGCAGUCCAACGUGAGCCGCUGGAACUGCAGCAUCAUGAUCAACAACCUCAGACCCUCGGACUCGGGAGCGUAUCAGCUGAGAGUUAAUGGCCUGCUGCGGAACACCGUGGAAGGAUUUACUUACAAAAAGCGAGUGUUGAUCACCGUAACACCUCUCAGGCAGAAGCCCACCGUGUGGUCCGAGCCAAUGACCGCCGGUCAAUCGGCGAUGCUCACCUGCGUGGCCCCGGGCCUCUGCUCCGGCUCCAUCCCCACCAUCAGCUGGGCGUGGAAGCAAUCGCUAGACAACGACACUCACGCCGUGGUCCCUAACGCGACGACUUUCCAGUGGGAGACUUUGACACCGCUCCAUUGGAGAUACAAGUCAACUUUGACCUUCAACGCUAAUGCCGAACACCACGGUCGCGACGUCACUUGCCAAGUCUACUACUGGGGAGUCAACGAGACCACGGAGAAAACCGUGACACUGAAUGUUACCUAUGCGAAGCCUCCAUCCAUCUCUGGGCGGACGACGGUGAAAGAAGGCGACACCUUAACUCUUUUGUGCAACGCUGACAGUUUCCCGCCCUCUCGCGUCUUUUGGAACCUUCCCUAUUCUAACGGGACCAACGUGCAAAGCGGAUCACAGAUGAGCCCGACCGGAGCUAGCGCUUUUCUCGUCAUCCCCAACGUGACGGCGGCCCACUCUGGACGCUACCAAUGCGUAGCGACUCACUAUACGGUCCACGUGAAUGUGACGGUGACAUGGUUCGGGGGAAUCCUCAACGGAUCGGGAUGUUCGCUACGGGGGCCGGUGUUGACCUGUGUGUGUAUCAGCGGCGGGGUCCCGCGACCCUCCAUCAUGUGGCCGUUGCUGGCCAACACGACGUUCUGCAGCGCCGUCACCGCAGUGUCUGACGACAGCGUCAACAGCAGCGUCACGCUGAUUGUCGACGGUCUCAAUAUCUCUGCGGUGGAGUGUGUCAGCAUGCAUCAAGAUGGCGGCCUCAGGAAAACACUGACCGUUCAACGCAAAACAUUAGAAUGGGAAGAUUCAGAGCGAGGUAUGAAAAAUAUGACAACCAUGUUUCGCCUGAAAGUCUUCAUCGCAUUUUUGAGCGGCGCGCUACUGUCAGCCAUCUUGUGCUGGUUUUCCAGGACUUGCUGCCGGAAACCAAAGAAAAGCCCUGGUCAUCUGGAUCUGGAGCUGGUGGAACCACAAGAUGAAGAUGACCCACAGGACUCUGGCCGCAAAAUUGUCGGCGAGGAGGCGACCAAAGCGGACGUGGAGUACGCCAGCAUCAACUUCUCCGCGUUGAGGAGAAACAACACCAGGGAGGUUACAACCACUCACCAGGCCACCGAGUAUGCUCAAAUCAAAACAAAGGGAAAUGGUAACGAAUCACUGGAGCAUAAUGACGAUAAAGAAAAGGAUGAAAUGACGGCGGAGAAUAGGACACAGUGUAACAAUAAGAAUGAAGAGAAGGAAGAGGAAGCCUUGUAUUCAAAUGUGAAGGACGCUAUGAUGUCAUGAACGGCCCCCUUUGCUUUAAAUUCAGAUGUUUUCAGCUGUGGUACAAAAGCUGCAAAAGAAAUCACUCACAGGCAUUUCAAGAUGUUUUUUUUAUUGGCAGUGUUGAAAUUCAUUGGAGGCAAUGGUGAGACAAUCGUGACAAUGUACACUUUAAUCACAUUUCGAAGCAUUUUAGACUUGCAUUGUGUGAAAUUAUUACAUAAAAUAGUAUUUCAGGGUAGGUGGUAUUGCGAUACAUAGAUGGAGGUUGUCUGUGUAUAUAUGUGUGUCCGUGUGUGUAAUUAUUAUAAAUAUUUCACAUUUUAAAAUGUGUACUUACAUUAUAUUUGUCCCUGUAAUGUUUUUU
This is a messenger RNA of Hippocampus zosterae (dwarf seahorse), 2297 nucleotides long. Its product is annotated as sialic acid-binding Ig-like lectin 5. The transcript is spliced from 9 exons. The coding region runs from base 122 to 1951 and encodes 609 amino acids. NCBI's taxonomy places the organism in Eukaryota, Metazoa, Chordata, Actinopteri, Syngnathiformes, Syngnathidae. The record is from RefSeq and is a predicted model, not a curated record.